AUGACCACCAUCCCCACCCUCACAAAGGCGCCCACCAUCAACCCCAACCCCAACCCGCGCCCCCCGCCCCCAGACCUCCCAAAGCUCCCCAUCCCGCCCCUCAGAGACUCGUGCGCCAGGUAUCUCAGGGCACUCGAAGCACUCCAGACCCCCAGGGAGCAUGCAAAGACCAAGCAGGUAGUCAGGGAGUUCCUCGAAGACGGCGAGGGCGACUUGUGGCAGAAGAAACUGGAGGAGUAUGCCAAAGACAAGGAGAGCUAUAUCGAAGAGUUUUGGUAUGAGAGCUAUCUCUCGCACUCGGAUUCGGUGGUCUUGAGCCUAAACCCCUUCUUCGUUUUGUCCUCCGACGUUACACCUCGAGCCAAUCCUCAGCUCUCCCGCGCAGCUGCACUCAUAACGUCCACACUCUUCUUUAUUCACGAUCUCAGAAAUGGCUUGCUCCAGCCUGACGCGAUCAAAAACAAUCCCUUGGACAUGAGUCAGUAUGAGCGCCUCUUUGGCACUUGUCGAGUUCCCACAGACACCGGAUGCAGGAUGGAAGUCCAUGGUGAUAGUCGACACAUUGCUGUCGUAAGGCGUGGCCAAUUCUACUGGUUUGAUUGCCUCGACUCCAAGAACCGACCGCUUCUCUCUGACCGUGAAAUCUUCCGGAACCUCGACGCCAUCGUCAAGGAUGCCGAAAAGACCCCUACUGCUCAGAUUGCCGAAAACUCUCUCGGUGUCCUCACCACCGAAUCCCGCAAGAUCUGGUCCGGCCUCCGCUCAGACCUCAUUAACUCGAACAAACUCAACCGAUCCUGCCUCGACGUCGUCGAAUCCGCCCUCUUCGUCAUCUGCCUCGACGACACUGAACCCGUCGACACUGCCGAGCUCUGCUCCAACUUUCUCUGUGGAGGGUACAAGCUCGAAAGCGGGGUCCAAGUUGGGACGUGUACCAAUAGGUGGUACGACAAGCUGCAGAUCAUUGUCUGUGAGAAUGGCGAGGCCGGAGUCAAUUUUGAGCAUACGGGUGUCGAUGGGCAUACCGUACUGAGGUACGCGGCAGACGUCUAUACCGAACUCGUCUUGCUAUUCGCAAAGACCAUCAACCCCUCCACCCCCUCCUUGUUCAAAGCCAAGAUGUCUCCCUUUGCCAAGUCUGGAAAAGCGCCGCCCCCUACACCAGAGGAAGAAAUCGAUACCACCCCCAAAAAGCUCGAAUGGCAGCUCACCCCGGAUUUGCGCGCCGGCAUCAAGUUUGCAGAGACGCGGAUCAGUGAUCUCAUUUGUCAGAAUGACAGUCAGGCGCUCGAGUUUAAGGGGUAUGGAGGGGCGUUCAUCAAGAGGCAUGGGUUCAGUCCGGAUGCCUUCGUACAGAUGGCUUUCCAGGCGGCGUACUAUGGGCUUUACGGACGAGUUGAGAGCACAUACGAGCCGGCUAUGACAAAAGCUUUCCUGCACGGUCGAACCGAGUCUAUUCGUACGGUCCAGCCUGAGAGUUUCUCUUUUGUGAAGACCUUCUGCUCCGACUCGGCCACCGUCCAAGAAAAAGUCAGCGCCUUGCGCAAGGCAUGCAAAAGACACUCUGAGCUCACUGCAGAGUGUUCAAAAGGUCUCGGACAAGAUCGCCAUUUCUAUGCUCUCCACUGCCUUGCUCAGAAGGAAGUUAUGGCUUACGAGUCCGCCCACCCCUCCCUCUCACCUCGCGAAGCCCUCCGCCGUUUCUCCAUGGCGUCCCAACAACCGUCCAGCCCUCCUACCAACAACAAGGGUAACGGUAAACCCGACAUGAACAGCAUCAACGGCCACGGCGCCAGCCCCCCAGGUGCCGAUACCUUUAGCCCAGUCAUCGACCUCGAGCGCCCUACCAUUCCUGCCCUCUUCACCGACCCCGGCUAUGGGCUUUUGGGGACGAGUGUCUUGAGCACGUCGAAUUGCGGGAAUCCCGCGUUGAGAUUGUUUGGUUUCGGGCCGGUCACGCCGGAAGGCUAUGGCAUUGGAUAUAUCAUCAAAGAUGACGGUAUCUCUGUUUGCAUGUCCUCCAAACAUCUCCAGACUCGUCGUCUCCUGUCCACCCUCCACGCAUACCUCCUCGAAAUCCGCAGUAUGCUCAUCCUCCUCUGGAAGGACGCCAACGAACGGCCCGAGACGUCCUUCAUGGACCAUUUCGGUGUGCUCCGAGACGCCAAGACGGGCAAGGCGCUGCAGAUGGUGGAGCAGGAUGAGGCAGGGGAGGGGAGAGAUUUCGGGGAAGAGGGUAUGGGCGGAUUUGGGUUCUUUGAUGUAGAGACGCAGACCCAGAUGCCGCAGUCGAGGAGAAGGAGAACAUUGGUGGGAAAGACGCUCAGUAUUGCCGAGUACUAG
Molecule: messenger RNA, 2343 nt
Organism: Cryptococcus amylolentus CBS 6039
Lineage: Eukaryota; Fungi; Basidiomycota; Tremellomycetes; Tremellales; Cryptococcaceae
Exons: 10
Coding region: 1-2343 (780 amino acids)
Biological process (GO): carnitine metabolic process
Cellular component (GO): mitochondrion
Molecular function (GO): carnitine O-acetyltransferase activity
Source: RefSeq, a predicted model, not a curated record